CCGCUGCCUGGUUUACAUGGCCCAGUACAUUCGUCUCCGCACUUCAAAAUGGUCCUACCACGAGCUCAGCCAAUGUACCUUGCCCCGGGUACGUCAUCUUACUAAACGUCGGACCUCCCACACCACAGACCGUAGGCAGUUCACUGUCAAUGGUUCAUAGACUAGGCGGUAGACAAUGGACCGGACCCGAGUCGUGGUCCCGCGCAUUUGCAACUUGCAACGUGGAAAGCGUGGAAAGCCCACACCCCGAGCGGGCAUGGUUCGGGUUGCAGUUCUUAGGUUCCCAUUCCUCGGGAGCUACGUUACGAUCCAGUCUUGUGGGACGAGGCAUUUGCUUCCCUUACUUGCCUAUCUACACAACGAGUACUUUGACCUUUGCAGCCACAAUAAUCACCCCUGUAUGCUGCUUGUUUCCAUCUGUUCCGGUCUACAUGCGUUACUGUUACUGGCGAUCCCUUGACCUUGCGUUACUUACCUGCUUCUGCCUUGUGGCGCCCUAAUUCAAGGUGUAGCCAAUCAACCAUUCUCGGGCAACGCCUCUGUUAUUCAAACCUCCUCCGGACGACCCGGAACAUCGCCGCACAGAGUCUCGCUCUCCUCUUCUUGCCAGCCCUCCUCCUGCUCUUGCCCUCUCACAGCCGUGUUUCUGGAAUCCGGGGCCUGGAACCCGGGACCUGGAGCCUGUGUAUGGAGAAAACUUGAAAAUCCCUUCAGAGUAUACGAACGGCCCUACAGCAUUAACGUGCCAGUUUCAUAGCCCUCCUCGCCCGAAGCAGGCUACUUCCUCUCGCCUCAGUGCCCUCCAAACGCUCGCUCGACGUUCAAUAGCCAAACAUAGCCCGGAACCGAACUCGGUGAACAACCACCGGGCUUUUGCUACAUUGUCCGACUCUUACCUGCUUGACCCGCAGACGAUAUUCUCCAGUACCCGACCGCAAUGGCAUCGGCUCCGUUGUUCAAGGCUUUGCGCUUAGCCUACAACGAUGACGUUUCGGACGGCUACUGGGGUCAUAAGACGUCUACAUUGAACUUUUGCGAAGAGGACUAUGUAGUCUCAUACUACUGUGCUGAAGUUUGUAAUACAUUCACGAACCUUCUGUUCCUCUGGCUCGGUUUCAAAGGUGUACACAACUGUGUCUCUCAAGGACACCCGCGUAUAUUCCUCAUUGCCUACAUGGGUUAUGUUAUUGUCGGCCUUGGAUCUACAGCCUUCCACACAUCAUUGAAAUAUCCAAUGCAGAUGGUUGACGAGCUCUCCAUGAUCUACACGACGUGUCUGAUGGUCUUUGCCACCUUCUCGUUCUCGAAACCACCGCGUUUCGCCGUAGUUCUGGGGGCCGGCCUCGUUUUCCUGGCCGCCUUCAUCACGUUUUACUACCACAUGACUAAAGACCCCGGUUUCCAUCAAGCCUGUUAUGCGGCGUUAACGGCAACGGUCGUUCUCCGCAGCCUGUAUGUAAUGGAGACCCAGCUGCGCCCGGUUCUUACCAAGAGGAACGGCGUCAAGGCCCAAGCUAUCCUAAAAACCAUGUGGAUCAUGGUUGGCACAGGUCUCGGCAUAUUCCUCCUGGGUUUCUUCAUUUGGAACCUGGACAAUGCUUUCUGCAGCCGCAUUCGACAUUGGAGGCGGCAGCUCGGUCUGCCCUGGGGAGCUCUGCUUGAGGGUCACGCCUGGUGGCACUUGAUGACAGGAAUUGGAGCAUACUACUACAUCACUUGGGGAAUAUGGCUCCGUAGAUGCCUCGAGGGCCGCGAGGACGAGUACAGGCUCGUUUGGCCUAGGUCACUGUCGUCUAUACCCCUUGUCGUUAGAAGAGGAAAGGCCGAAUGAGAGCUGCAGUGGUGGGCAGGAGUGCCAUGAUAAUGAUCGAGAUCACGGCACGACGGUGAGAUUCCAGGACACAGCUGAUGGCUUCAAUGGUGAGGUAGUGUAUCUCUGGAUAAGAUGCUGGUUGGAUACCAUGGCGUGAUGUCCUGUGGUUAGAUGUUAUUCUUGCCGGACGCCGGGGACCUCUAGGUUUUAGAAUUUCGGGUGCCAUAGACAAGUCCUCAAACGACUUUAUCUUAUUGGAAGCUUGAGGCUCUAUAUUAUUGAUUACC
This is a messenger RNA of Colletotrichum destructivum, 2100 nucleotides long. Its product is annotated as Putative alkaline ceramidase. The transcript has 8 exons. The coding region runs from base 938 to 1831 and encodes 297 amino acids. Gene Ontology annotation, biological process: ceramide biosynthetic process; ceramide catabolic process. The record is from RefSeq and is a predicted model, not a curated record. NCBI's taxonomy places the organism in Eukaryota, Fungi, Ascomycota, Sordariomycetes, Glomerellales, Glomerellaceae. Gene Ontology annotation, cellular component: endoplasmic reticulum membrane.